AUUUUACAGGAAGUUAAUAAAUCGAGCAAUAAACACCAAUCGUGUGAGUCGUGAAAAAUUGUCGAAAAUCGUGAACUCCGUAAUAGGAAAUUUUUUAUAUAAAAGCUGAAUCUAAAUUUUCAUUGCUUCAGUUUUAAGUCUCUUGACUUUAGGACAAUUUUAUUGAAUCGUAAGCUUGAACUGUGCUUUAACUCAGUGAAUUGUGUGGUUUUUAGUUUAAAAACUAGUAAUAAAAUGUUUAAAGCGAUCAUUGCCUUUAUCAGCAUCGCCACAGGUCUUAUAGCUACAUCACAUGCUGAUACUUAUAACUGUCAAUUCGUAAACUCUCUGUGGACUAAUGUAGGCAACGUUUAUCGAUGUGAAGUCCAAAGUGUUGUCAGCUCAACCACAAAUGAUACAGGAACCAAUGAUACAUUUGUAGGAACACAUCUUGCUGGCUAUAUUAAUAACAAUGUUGCAGACUUUACAAUUCGAUUUAAACCACUUCCUUAUUUUCCACGUGGAAUGAAUAGAACUUUUGUGAACCUCAGAUCAAUUGCAAUUAUCAGCACAGGACUUAAGGAAAUCCUGUCAGAGUGACUUGAGAGACUUUCCCAGACUUUUUAGUCUUUCAAUUCAAUUAAAUUCAUUGGAAGUAUUGGAAAGUGGUUUAUUUGACUUCAAUCCACUCUUGGAAGAACUUAAUAUACAAUUUAAUAAAAUUUCGUACGUCGAUUUAAAUGUUUUUGCUAAGCUGACAAAUCUGAAUACCUUGCUGCUUAAUGUUAAUCUUUGUAUCGACUCGGGCAUAUCGAAUAAUAAAGUAGAAGUCAAAAAUCUCAUUGAAGCAACAAAAACUCGAUGCACCUCUGCAGAAUAUUCAGCAUUAGAGCUUAAAGUUAAAAACCUUGAAAUUGAAUCAGCAAAUUUAACUUCUGUAGCUUUGAAGGAUAAACUUGACAUUUUGGAGAAUGAAGUCAAAGUUUCUAAAUUUUCAAAUACUUUUGCACGUCGAAUUCAAGAUUUGAGAGCUCUUCAAGUCAAAAAGGCAAUCGAGGAAGCCUCAGCAACCACAACAACAACAACAAUGGCAACAACAACGACAGAACCUAUCAAAUAUGUGACAUGUACAGCAUUGGAAUCAAAAGUUGACGACACUAAUGUCAAUUUGAAUAAUUUGAUAGGAAGUUUUGCGAUUUUAGACGAAAAGUUCACAAAUCUGACCCAAAAUAUCACAAAUUUUAACGAAAAUAUUUUGCAAUUAAGUGAAACGGUUGCAAAAGUUGAUGAAAUUUUCAAAAUUUUGAGUCAAUUGUUUGGAAAUUCCAC
Molecule: messenger RNA, 1308 nt
Organism: Chironomus riparius
Lineage: Eukaryota; Metazoa; Arthropoda; Insecta; Diptera; Chironomidae
Source: the annotation of a GenBank genome assembly